CUCCUACCAGUAGUCGCAGUCUUGUUUAUUCCGUCGCUGAGAACAGUUGAGCCACCCGCUUGACAACCACCACGCGCUGGUGAAUUGAUAUCCCGUCGUACAUAGUAACGGCAACGCCUACCGAGACGUUCGGCAUAAAUUGCUUCCAAUUUCGCCGUGUUAGCCAAUUUAGAAACUGCGUGUCGCGUGAUUUAAUUUGAACAAAUCGUCGUCAAAUCAAUCAGCAUAGUGCAUAAAUUCUGGUCGAAUUCAAAAAGCUGUGAUAAUGAUGUUAACGAAGCAGUUGCUUAGCAGAAGCUCAGUUUCUGCAUCAGGUACCCUCAACUCAAUUCUCGUAGUUCGUCAUUCCAGCAGCGCCGCCAAUGCCCAUUUCCGCCAGAUCGUUCAAACGCAGCUGGACGAAAUUGACAAAGCUGGAACUUACAAACGGGAACGUAUCAUCGUUUCACCUCAGGCCACUUCCAUCCACGUUGAGGGCUCCCAGGGCCAAAUUCUAAACUUCUGCGCCAACAACUAUCUCGGUUUAGCUUCGAACCCGGACGUCGUCGAUUUCGGCAAAAAAGCGCUGGACGAGUACGGUGCCGGUUUGAGCUCGGUGCGAUUCAUCUGCGGAACACAGAACAUACACAAGCAGCUGGAGAAAAAACUAUCGGAGUUCCAUCAAAGAGAGGACACCAUUUUGUACGCGUCCUGCUUCGAUGCCAACGCAGGGAUAUUCGAGGCCGUGCUGACGCCAGAGGAUGCCGUCUUUUCGGAUGAACUGAACCACGCCUCAAUCAUCGAUGGAAUUCGACUGUGCAAGGCCAAGAAGGCCCGAUACUUGCACAGGGAUAUGGCCGAUUUGGAGGAGAAACUGAAAUCAAGUGAUGCCCGUGUCAAAAUGAUUGUAACGGAUGGUGUAUUUUCGAUGGAUGGUAACGUGGCGCCGCUCCCGGAGAUCUUCACGCUGGCAGAGAAAUACAACGCAUUGACCUUUGUGGAUGAUUGCCACGCGACCGGAUUUUUUGGAGCGACUGGAAGAGGAACGGAAGAAUUCUACGGGAUGCUGGGACGGUGCGAUAUCAUAAACUCCACUUUGGGCAAAGCUUUAGGAGGAGCCGCGGGAGGAUAUACCACUGGACCGAAAGAGUUGAUAGAUCUUCUGCGUCAAAGGUCUCGCCCUUAUUUGUUCUCGAACUCUCUGCCACCGCCGGUGGUGGCCAGUGCUAUGAAGGUAAUCCAGAUGUUGAUGGAAUCCAGCAAACUGACGGCCCGAGUGCAGAGCAACACAAAACGCUUCCGCGAUGCUAUGACCAAAGCAGGGUUUACCAUUUCCGGUAUGGAUCAUCCCAUUAGUCCGGUGAUGCUGGGGGAUGCCCGACUGGCUUCAGUAUUUGCCGAUGAAAUGUUGAAACGCGGAAUCUACGUGAUUGGGUUUAGCUAUCCGGUGGUACCGAAGGGUAAGGCCCGCAUCCGCGUACAACUUUCAGCGGCCCACACGGAUGAAGAAAUCGAUCGUGCGGUGGCUGCUUUCAUUGAAGUGGGGAAACAGCUCGCAGUUGUUUCAUGAAACACAACGAAUUUAUAAUAAACAAAUAAAAUUUCUCUAACAAAUGGG
Armigeres subalbatus is the source of this 1597-nucleotide messenger RNA. RefSeq names its product 2-amino-3-ketobutyrate coenzyme A ligase, mitochondrial (gene Gcat). The record is from RefSeq and is a predicted model, not a curated record. NCBI's taxonomy places the organism in Eukaryota, Metazoa, Arthropoda, Insecta, Diptera, Culicidae. Gene Ontology annotation, molecular function: pyridoxal phosphate binding; glycine C-acetyltransferase activity. Bases 266 to 1549 code for a protein of 427 amino acids. Gene Ontology annotation, cellular component: mitochondrion. Gene Ontology annotation, biological process: biosynthetic process; L-threonine catabolic process. The transcript is spliced from 4 exons.